GGAGGUAUUGGGUCGCGACUGACGAGCUUUUGAUAUCUUCAACCUUGAUAACCUCAACACCAACCUGCUCAGAGUCUUUUCGCAUUUUUCGCUUCCUCGACGACUUCAGAAGCUCAUAUCUUUGAAAUCCAAAGCUUGCCAUAAGCCUUCACCAUGUCUCGCCAUCAUCCGUAAGUCCUAUCAUCACACUCCCUAUGCCCUGGGAGCUUUCUCUACUAUCCUAGCCCUUCUCUCGCAUCUGUUGCUAACAUUCUAUCCAGAGAUCUUGUUAUGUGCCGAAAGCAAUCCGGCAUCGCCAUCGGACGUCUCUGCGACAAAUGCGACGGCAAAUGUCCUGUAUGCGAUUCCUACGUCCGCCCUACCACCCUCGUUCGAAUCUGCGACGAGUGCAGUUUUGGCAACUAUCAAAACAAGUGUGUGGUCUGCGGUGGAGAGGUAUGUGCCAUUCUAUUCUGCUACAGAAGAUUAUACUGAAAUUUCUAAAGGGUAUCUCGGAUGCUUUCUACUGCUUUGAAUGCACGCGAUUAGAGAAGGAUAGGGAUGGAUGUCCAAAGAUUAUAAAUCUGGGUUCUUCGAGGACGGAUCUGUUCUACCAGAAAAAGAAUUUCCGGAAUCACUAGCAAGUUUUGCCAUAAAGUUCUGUGCGGCUUGGGUCACGACGCGAGGAAAACUUGGAGCGACAUUCGAACCUGUGACGCGACCAGCAAACGAAUCAAACAAUGAGCUUUUGCGGGGUCGUUGAUUGGAGUUUUAUCAUAGGGGAUCAUGAAUGAGACUUCAUCUAUGGGGGCAAUUGAAGCGGAGGGGAGUUACAAACGCGGUGGGAAGGCAUGCUAGCUAUUUCCCUCGAUUUUCAUGAGUGGACGGGUACUGAUUUUAUUGGCAGCCGGAAAAUGCAAUCAAGUAUGAUCAUACUAUCAGAAUUCUUUUGCCAAGAAAUGGCCAGUUUUGAAACAUUCUCAAAUCAGACACGAGUUCAGACUACAAAGUAACUAUUGCACCUGCAUGAAUAUUAUGUGUUUUUCUGAUUUUUCCCAGUCGGUCGUUUACGGCUUUCUACGGCUUUAUAGCUUCUCUGUUGAGUCCAUCCCUAUCUUGUCUCAUACUUACGAACCUCUCCAUCUGUAUAUUGUAAUCCAUUUUUCUUGUAAUAAAUUUCUGGUAAGUUUGCUAUACAAGCAUCAAGUAAGAAAGAAGUUGACUCGGCCCUUCUCAAUCGUUGGAUGAGACUUUGAGUAAGCUACUUUGAGCAAAGCCGAUGACGUAUACCAACUAAUCCUGACCCUCAGGUUUGUAUCCCAAUUCCUUGCUUUGGUUUCUUACAUUAUUUCUGUACCGCAUUACUAUAUGAACGAUGAUAUUCUAGCUCUAGUUGGCUGAUAUGACAGGCGACGCAGGUAUUUUUACUUAGGUGAGAACCAUCAUACCUCAUCACUGAAUCAAGCCCAACUCUCUCGUAAGCCUGGCUUUGUCCACCGCGACCAUAUAAAACACAAUUCCAUUAUCGUGAACUCGAUCAGUCGUUUAGCGGAGAUCCUGCUCAUAUUCGAUCCCCUUCAUAUCUCCUUACUCCAUCCUGGAUGAGUCUUGAAUCAUCUUAUGGGAUUUCAUCGCGGUUCCUUGGAAGCUCCCAUUUUCUGAAAACUGGCCAAAACCUGGCCACAAUACGUUCGGUCAAAAUUUUGAGUUCAUGACGUCUACAGCGCCAACUCAGAGCUACGAACGGAAGCGACUUUGGCCUCAAAACCACAGUUCUCUAAUGUGUCCCAGCAGACAGCUUAUGCGGUCUACUCUUAACGAGAGACUCAACAAGUUGAGCUUAUUUAAGACAGAUCUAGGCAGAGCAUAUCAUUGCAAAGAAAAGACUAGCUCUAGCUACGCUAGUUCUCAGAUGUCCUUUACCUGAGCAUCUAAACUAUGAAUCCCGGAAAUCACGGAAAGGAGUAUACCCUUUCGGGCCUCUUCCCCUCACCGAUAUCUCAAAUCCAAGAUUAAGUUGUUCACUUCUCUCCUCUACCCUACUCCGCAUCUCGUGGCUUCCUCAGUCGGACACCUUGUACUCCCCUCUCACACUGCAUCCCACCCAACCCCUCACCCCUAUAAAAACCCCUUCGACUUCCUACUCAUAUCACUCCCUCUACCUAAACCCGCCGAUCCACCUCUCCCUCUCCGUCUCGUCGAAGGCCCCAGAUCUCUAUGAUUAAUUCUCAGUUCCGGACCCAGUUCCUCUUCCAUUUGCUCGCUUCGCGGGCGUCGACUACCUAUUGGGAUAUCGAAGGGCGAGAUUUUCGGUGAGGUUGGGGCGUUAGGGGGUGCUCUGUUAUUGGUUUUGUUUACUAGAGAUGAGAAGCCGGUUUGUGAGGAAGGGUGCGACGAUGGAGUGUUAUUUUUGGGCUGAUUUGGUGGUAGAUUGCGGUUUUCUGGUGUGUAGGGGGGUUUGUGGGUUCGGGG
Messenger RNA from Hymenoscyphus albidus, 2451 nucleotides. The record is from the annotation of a GenBank genome assembly. NCBI's taxonomy places the organism in Eukaryota, Fungi, Ascomycota, Leotiomycetes, Helotiales, Helotiaceae.